GUGGCGCUGGUCCCUGUGCACCGGGCAGCUUGCGGCGCCCCCUCCCUUCCCCGGCCAGCAUCGCGCGGGGGAGGAGCGCGCCUGGGCGAGGUGAGCUAAGGAAGGUGCAGAUGGACGCGGACAGAAGUGCGACGCCUGACAACAUGGCCAUGAGAACGGGGGAAAGUAGCUGCCCCACCAAAGGCAAGUCAGAGGCUGAAGAUGGCUCCGGUCGGGUGAUCACCAUUGUCUUCCUGGCACUCCUUAUAGACCUGCUGGGAUUCACUCUUAUUUUGCCACUCCUUCCUUCAAUCCUUGAGUAUUACAGCAAGAAUGAUGAUGGUUUCUAUCUAUCACUGCAGCAUGGCGUGGACUGGUUUGCUGCAGUGUUUGGGGUACCUCUGGAGAGGAAGUACAACACUGUCUUGUUUGGAGGUCUGAUUGGCUCCAUCUUUUCCAUCCUGCAGUUUUUUUCCUCUCCGCUCACGGGCGCUGCAUCUGACUGCUUGGGGAGAAGGCCGAUCAUGUUGUUGACAGUGGUGGGGUUGAUAGCAUCAUAUGCACUCUGGGCUAUCUCUAGGAGUUUUGGUAUUUUUCUUCUCUCCAGAGUCCUAGGUGGAAUAAGUAAAGGGAAUGUCAGCCUGUCUACUGCUAUAAUUGCUGACCUGCACUCUCCAAAAACUAGGAGCAAGGGCAUGGCAAUGAUUGGUGUUGCUUUCUCACUUGGAUUUACCGUGGGUCCUAUGAUUGGAGCUUACCUUGCCAUGGAAACAGGGAAAGGAGAAGUCUUCUAUCUUCGGUCAGCUUUGCUUGCGCUCACGUUUGCUGUUGCUGACUUAAUUUUCAUCUUCUUCCUGCUUCCGGAGACACUCCCCAAAGAAAAACGGGUAUCCUCCAUGAUGUGUGGAUUUCAGGCAGGGAGUGACUUGCUUAGUCCGCUGGCUUUGUUUCAGUUCUCUGCAGUCACCAGAGGAAAGAACUCACCUUCGAGGGAGAACCUUCAGAAUCUCAAGGUCCUGGGCCUAGUUUAUUUCCUCUAUCUCUUCCUGUUUUCUGGUCUUGAAUACACGUUGAGUUUUCUCACCCAUCAGCGAUUCCAGUUCAGCAGUAUGCAGCAGGGCAAGAUGUUUUUCUUUAUUGGGAUGACAAUGGCUGUGAUCCAGGGAGGCUACACUCGCCGAAUCAGACCAGGAUGUGAAAUCAAAGCCGUAAAAAGGGCUAUAAUGCUGCUGAUUCCAGCUUUCUUGUUAAUUGGAUGGGCUGGUAAUGUGACGGUGCUGAGUGCUGGACUGUUGCUCUAUUCUUUCGCCGCUGCCAUUGUUGUUCCUUGUUUGUCAGCAGUGGUGUCAGGCUAUGGCUCAGCCAGCCAGAAGGGAACAGUAAUGGGAAUUCUGAGGAGCCUGGGGGCCCUAGCAAGAGCUCUGGGACCAAUCUUGUCAGCAGCAGUUUAUUGGCUGGCAGGAGCUGAGGUUUGCUUCACUGUUUGUGCAGUUUUGUUCCUGCUUCCCCUCAUUCUUCUUGGUUACAUAAAGCAGCAAACAAAGGAGGAAUAACCAAAGAGAGGAGCAACAUUAUGACUUUUACAGAACUACUCAUUUUCCAAGGGACUUCUAAAGUGGUGGAGAGUCAGAUGUCAAGAAGCGAUUUAAAAUGGAACACUGUGUUCUGAUUUACUGGAAGGCCAAUUCAAAUUCCACUCACCAGCAUAUACACCAUUGUGACAAAAUUGAUUUUUCUUACACACCCUAAUCCUCAAGGAGAUGGAAACCCAGUUAGUUAUUCUCUCCAGCACUGCCUGUGAGCCAGUUUGACUAGCUUUGAGAUCAGAAGUAUCUGACUCAAGUGCGUGUCGUUCAGCAAGUUGUAUUCCUGCUACAUAAAAUGGUGAGAUCAUGCUAGCUACAUGGGCAGAAAAAGGUUGAAUUCAACAAGCUGAGACUCACUCCACAACAGAAUUUCAUGCUUAAAUUAACUACAGUUCCCAACCAGAGGCAGCAUGUAAAAUGCCAUCAUUUCUCACAGAAUCAUGUGCACAAUAUAAUGGUUUUUACAUAUCCUUCCUGUGCCCAUUUCAUUUUAAUCACUGGCUGCUCAUUCUGGUGCUCUCACAGAACAUGGAUUAGCAGAGUUUUCAGGCAGCUACAUAAUGGGGAAAUUGAUCAAGACCCAGCCACCUGAAUUGGUUCAUGGUGAGAAAAUACAACCGCUCCCCUAUUGUGUGAGGGUCAUAUUGAGAUUAUUUUGCCAAACCCUUUGCACCACCCCCUUCAGUUAGUGGCAUUUGUUAGGGGCAGGUCUCUUUGGUAAAAUUUGUAUCUAGUGCCUUAAGCUGGCGUGGUUUUUUUUUUUGGGGUUGUUUUUUGGGGGGGUUCGUAUCCUGAGUUUCGUAUGACCUGUGAGAGAGCCUUCUAUCAAUCUUGACUCUAUUCCUACUGUUCUGCCAAGGGAUCAUAAAUGAACAAGUGGCCUGUGAUAUACAAUAUAAUUGGGAAAGUGUUUUAGCUACAUUUUAUACGCCUAAUAAUUUGUGUAACAGGUUUUUCAGUACUGAGCAUUUAUCAAAUAUUUGUAUUUUGCACUACAAAGAGUUAAUUGCAAAUUGGUCUACUGCAGUUAGUGUGGUUAGUAAGAUGCCCUGUAAUAACAUGCAUAUUUUCAAAUUGUCCUUUUGUUAGUCAGUCAUUGGCCUACCUAAAGCUCUAGCUGACUGCACUUCUGCUUAGGA
Messenger RNA from Terrapene triunguis (Three-toed box turtle), 2704 nucleotides. RefSeq names its product major facilitator superfamily domain containing 10 (gene SLC75A1). The coding region runs from base 111 to 1532 and encodes 473 amino acids. The record is from RefSeq and is a predicted model, not a curated record. Gene Ontology annotation, molecular function: transmembrane transporter activity. Gene Ontology annotation, biological process: transmembrane transport. The transcript is spliced from 13 exons. Gene Ontology annotation, cellular component: brush border membrane. NCBI's taxonomy places the organism in Eukaryota, Metazoa, Chordata, Testudines, Emydidae.